CGCCACCUCCUCCCCCUCUCCACACACUCUUCUUCUCCACUCCUCCGCCGCUCGCCUCGCCGCGCGCCGCUUAUAUACCCGCGUCUCUGCGCUCAUCGAUUCAUCACCCAGAUCGCAAUCCAACCACCGCAACCAAUUCGCCGGAGAAAGUUGUGAAUACCGACCUACCGGCGGCGAAGAUCGAUGAUGUACAUGCGCGCGACGCACCGGGACGAGGAGGGGAAGAAGGUGACGGAGAAGGUGGCGGUGCCGGAGACGCGGCACCCGGACACGGCCAGGCACUUCGAGCGGAAGCUGGACCAGCAGGGGCUCCACCGCAUGGAGCGCCACCCGGCGAACGGCUCCCGCGGCAUCGGCGCGCCGCCGCCCAAGUCCGGCCGCGGCGGCAAGUUCACCUGGGAGGGCCCCGACAGCAUCGUCGACAGCCAGCUCGAUCCCCUCCCGGCCGCCAUCGACCGCAACGACCCCAACUACGAGGAGGAGGAAGGCGACCACGAGCGCGAGGCCGACGUCGUCGGCGAGGUGGAGGUCGCCAAGGUCGCCGGCGACGCCAGGGAUGGUGUCGCCAGGGUCGACGUCGUCGCGCCGCCGCAGCUGCACGAGAAACUGCAGCUGCAGCCGCAGUAGGGGCGCCCAGCCGCCAUUUGAGUGGUGUUUUCGAAGUGUGUUUGUUACUUUGUUUGAGUGUUUAUUUACGGUUUUGUAUGCGUGUUAUUUAUGCCUCUGUAUGAAUAAUAAUCGAGCAUCAAACUGAACUUGGAUGAACUGUGGUAUCUGGAUUUAGGGAUUGUUCAACUCAUUGCCGAAAUAAUGUGUUCUCCCGAUCUUGUA
Messenger RNA from Oryza sativa Japonica Group (Japanese rice), 831 nucleotides. RefSeq lists its product as uncharacterized. The record is from RefSeq and is a predicted model, not a curated record. Lineage: Eukaryota; Viridiplantae; Streptophyta; Magnoliopsida; Poales; Poaceae.